This is a messenger RNA of Entamoeba dispar SAW760, 1422 nucleotides long. RefSeq lists its product as uncharacterized. The coding region runs from base 1 to 1422 and encodes 473 amino acids. The transcript has a single exon. The record is from RefSeq and is a predicted model, not a curated record. Lineage: Eukaryota; Evosea; Mastigamoebida; Endamoebidae.
AUGGAAACCAAUAAAAUUGAGCAGAUCCAAUCUCAAAUAAAUGAGAUAUUGACACUUAUCAAUUCAUCACUUCCUCCUAUCCAAGAAAAAACAGAAAAUUUUAGAAAAAUAAUUGAUCAAGCAGCAAACAACGCUUCAGGUAUUAAUAGUGAUAUUAAACGAAUAGAGAGAACACAAGACAGAAUUAAUUUAGUUCUCCAAAUGUUAGUUGUUGCUAAAGAACAACGUAAUGUUGUUAAUAAAUGUAAGGAAUCAUUUAAAACAAAAGACUAUGAUGGAACAGUCAGGCAUUUUGUUCAAUUAAAAAGUUAUGGGAACAAAUGUAGUCGUAUUAUGAAAGAAGAAAUUAAUUUGUUACAAAAAAGUAUUGAAGAAGAGUUUAUGAAUAAUUUUAAAAAUGCAACAGAAAAAGGAGAUAUGAAACAAAUUCUUCGUUAUACUGAUUUAAUGAUAAGAAUAGGAUCUUCAGAAUUUGCAACCAAACAAUAUAUUACAUAUUAUACAACAUUAAUUCUAAAUGAAUCAACUACAAUUAAAGAAAAAUUACUUAAACUUGAUAUUAAUACAAUAAAAGCUGAAGCUAUUUUUACUAAAACUAUUCAAGGAUUUGUAGAUUUUUCAUUAAAAGUUGUUUCUAGACAAAACAGUAUUAAAGCUAUUGAUGUGUUUCAACCAGAUAAAUAUUAUUUCAUUAUUCAACAAUUAUAUGAUCAAAUUAAUAUUUGUGUACUUACACUAGUUAUUACUUUUACUUCUAUUAGAAGAAUUUCAUCACUUCAAACUCAAAAGGGAACGAAAGACUACCCAGAACAGGAUGUAUUAAUUGUUCUUGAUGAAACAUCAUCAAUUAGUAAUGUUAUUUCAUUUUAUAAAGAUUAUUUUAAUGAUUUCUUAGGUAAAAUUAAUGCAAGUGAUGAAGUCAAAAAUAAACCAAUAGAAAGUAUAAAAAAACUUGAUGAUGAAUUAGAUAAAUUGUUGAACAGUUUUGUUUUACUAGAAGAGUCUUAUGUUUCUGUUACUUUAACACAUUCUAUUAAAGAACGUAUUAAAAUUGCUGAAUUUGGAGAAGCUCUUGAUUUAUUCUUUUAUGUUCUUCAACAAAGUGCUGAACGAGUUGUUUUAACUAAAUCAUUUCAAACCAUAUGUGCCAUUAUUAAUCUUCAUGUUAAUAUGAUUAAAAGUUAUCUUCUUCCAAUGACAAAAAAUGUGGUUAGAGAUAACACUAGUUUUACUAAUAUUCUUUCUAAAGAAGCUCUUACUUGUAUUGAUUCUUGUGAAGCAAAUAUCAUUAAACUACACUCAACACUCUCUUUAAAAAUAAACACACUAUGGAGAAACAAUCUUAAGUAUCUUGAAAUGGUUAAUACAAAUUUAGACGAUCUUUUGGCAACAAGAGAAUUAUUUACCAAUCUUUCAAAAUAA